UGAACUGAUUGCCUUAGUACGGCGUCGCUUUUACCCAAAAGUCUAAUCUAAACCAUGGCCGACCCGAUUGGCCCAUUGGACCUUGCUAAGCUGGGUCAUUUUAUUCCCCCAUUUCGGGCUUCUCCCCGGUUCCUUUUUCCAACCCGAUAGCCUGCUCCAUCAGUUCUACCCAUCUUCUGCAAUGUCUAUCGUCAGUCGUCCCUCCCUACUAGAAUCAGUCAAGCAACAAAUUGGCGCCUGACUAGCAGCAACAAGCAUUUCAUAAUAUCAUCGUUGUGUUCGUUGUGGAUUAAUCAUGGCCACUACUGAGAUUCAGAACCAAGUUCCUAAGAUGAGACAAAGGCCAAUCGUGCGUUUGGGAGUCUUGCUCAUCUCACACAGUCUCCUUGUCAGCGUAGUCUGCUGUACAGCAGGAGUUUUGGCUCUGUUACUCUUACCUGUUCUUGCCAAAAAAACCUACAUUUCCGAAAACGCUCUCAUGCCAGGUUCUGCGAGUUCCAUGAUUUCUAAUCAGGAAGUUUCUGAGGCAAAUGAAUUGAUUAAGGAUAUCACUAGCUUGUAUUCGAAACCUUCCACUGCAGCCAUCGAAAGUCGAAGACUCAUAGCCCAGUAUAUAUCUAACUUGGGUGCUGAAGUUAAUUAUCACAAAUUCCACCCUCAAGCUAAUGAAUUUCAUCCACUGCGUUUUUUCUCUAGCCCUGACUCUGGGAUAUUACAAGAGAACUUUAGUUGUGCAUCUUAUGGUUUAAACACUGUUGGAGUAAUAAGAGCACCUCGUGGUGAUGGGAAGGAAGCUAUUGUCUUGGUGACUCCCUAUAAUUCUGUCAAGGGUGGUGUGCGAGAGGCUUUGUCCUUGGGCAUUGCGUACUCAGUAUUUUCCUUGCUUACCCAAGUUACUUGGCUGGCCAAAGAUAUUAUAUGGCUUGUUGCUGAUUCUCAGUAUGGAGAAUAUGCUGCUGUUACUUCUUGGCUAAGAGAUUAUCACACUCCAGUAUUUAGUGAUUUGAGCAUACUAAAUACGGAAUUGUGUGAUGAUGGAAGUAAUAUAUUGGAAUUGAAUGAAAAUUCAAAUUUAGAAAGAUUGAUAUCCUAUGAAUUUAGGCGCGCUGGGACUAUGGCUGCUGCCUUGGUCUUGAAGGUUGCUUAUAGAAAUGAAGUCCAGGACACUCUUAGUAUUUUUGCUGAGGCAUCCAAUGGCCAGAUGCCAAACUUGGACCUCAUCAACAUAGUGAAUUAUUUAGCUGUACAUAGGCAAGGUUAUCAUGUAAAGGUAGAGAAAUUUUGGUCUCUACUUAACUCCAAAUGGCUGAAGAUUUUGGGUGAAAUGUUUGAAUCACUUGGAAAAUUUGUGAAAAGCUUGAAUCCUGAUUGGAAAUUUGGUAUCCCAGUGGCAGAUUAUAUUGAAGGAUGUGCUACGCUUGCAAGUUCAUUAUAUUAUCAGGCAAUCGGUGUUCCCACAGGUCCCCAUGGUGCUUUUCGUGAUUACCAAGUUGAUGCAAUAACUUUAGAAAUUUCACCUAGAGUUUCUUUUAAUAACGAGGACAGGCGUAAUGACUUCCUUCUACAAGGUGGCCGGUUGAUUGAAGGAGUUAUACGAUCAGUAAAUAACCUCCUUGAGAAGUUUCACCAGUCAUUUUUCCUAUACUUGUUAACAUCUCCUAGUAAGUUUGUGUCGAUUGGAGUCUACAUGAUCUCAUUUGCUCUCCUUGUAGCACCACUUCCUGUGGUUGCCGCAUCUCUCUAUGCUGAGACUCAUAAUUUGACUCCUACUUCAGAGAAAGAAAAGUCUGCUGCUGAUGAUGAGUUUGGCAGUGUUCUCAGAUCAUGGAAAUGGCUUAAUUCAGCCAAAAGUGUGUUUAUAGUGCACUUAUGGGGUGCUAUGGUGUCUUUACUUCCAUAUUUCAUCUCCCAAAUACCCAAUUGCCCCUCAACAACCAACUUUCAUCUCUGGUUUCUGCUUUCAGUGCUCAGCCUGGUAGUCUUAAACUGGAUUUUGGGUUCUCCAUUUUCUCAAUUGUGUGGACUUCAACCUCAAGAAGAAUGGGCCAUCUUGAAAUCAGUGACUAUCUCAGCUCUCUUCAUUGGCUUGGGUCUCAUGUCUGUGAUUAAUUUUGCUACUGCUGAAUUUGGGGCUUUAUUAAUGGUCCCAACAUCUCUGAUGGCUCAUUCUCUGAAACUUGAUGUCAAAGGCAGGAGAUUCCUAAGUUUUUCAAGGGCAAUUUGCAAUCUGGUUCUUGUGGUUAUCACUUUCCCCCCAGCUACAUAUUUUAUAUUGAAGGGUAUGUUUGAAGGCUUCAGUGGCAUUAAUGCUGGUGACUUCUGGAAUUGGGUUGAGUCCCUUUGGGCAUGGAACAGUGCUACUUACCUCUAUAUAGGUAUGGUUCACCUUCCUUGCUGGGUAUUAUGUGUUCAGAUUUUAUUUUAUGCUUGUUAACAUGUGUCAACCAAAUUUGUCUGUUUGUUAACGACUAUUAGACCUGCAAAUUGGAAGAUCCUGGGAAUUUUAAUUCAAUCUAUAUGUCAUCUUAUCUGA
Molecule: messenger RNA, 2533 nt
Organism: Mangifera indica (mango)
Lineage: Eukaryota; Viridiplantae; Streptophyta; Magnoliopsida; Sapindales; Anacardiaceae
Product: glycosylphosphatidylinositol anchor attachment 1 protein-like
Exons: 7
Coding region: 296-2434 (712 amino acids)
Biological process (GO): attachment of GPI anchor to protein
Cellular component (GO): membrane; GPI-anchor transamidase complex
Source: RefSeq, a predicted model, not a curated record